Molecule: messenger RNA, 1179 nt
Organism: Anthostomella pinea
Lineage: Eukaryota; Fungi; Ascomycota; Sordariomycetes; Xylariales; Xylariaceae
Source: the annotation of a GenBank genome assembly
AUGUCGGACUUCCGCUUCUCCGACUCCAACUUUGGCGAGCCGGAGCCGGUCUCCAACCGCCCGGAGACCAUCUAUGGCCUGGUCAUAUCGUUCAUGAUACUAUCAUGGGCAGCCGUUCUCCUUCGACUAUACGUACGCUUCAAGAUCGUGCGGGCCCCGGGUUGGGAUGAUCUUUGUGUUGUAAUGUACCUGCUCACGACGACGGCUGGAUCGAUCGCCAUAUGCAUAAGCACAAAGUACUACGGGCUAGGCCAGCACUUCCUGCUACUAACGCAAGCGCAAUGGCUCGGCUACCUUAAGACCUUCUACGUCGCGAACGCGGCCUACGUAGUCUCGACGGCCUUCAUCAAGCUGGCGCUGCUCCUGCAGUACCGGCGCGUCUUCGAGCGCGGCUACGUCAUGCACCGCCUCAUCACGGGCCUGACCGUCUUCACCGCGCUGUGGGGGCUCGCGUACUCCUUCAUCGCCUGGUUCCCGUGCUUUCCGGUGUGGGAGUUAUGGAUCGCCGACCCGGGGGCACAUUGCUACGGCUACGGCUCUAAGACGCCGGGUCCGUUUGUGGCAACCUACGAGAGCCACUCUGGCAUCAAUAUGGUGCUCGAUAUCAUCGUGCUGUUGAUCCCGCUGCCGCUGUUCUUCAAGGAGAGCGCGACGUUCGCGACGCGAAUGCGGCUCGUCGCGCUGCUGUCGAUGGGCACUCUCGUCAUCGUCCUCGCCAGCUGGCGCCUCGCGAGCAUCGUCGAGCACCAGGUCACGUGGUGGCCGACGCCCGACCCGACGUGGUACGGACCGAUCAUUUACCUGCUCGCAGUUCUCGAGGUCGACGCGGCGGCCGUCUGCGCUAGUGUGCCUAUCUUCUGGCCCGUGUUGACGGUGCAAUGGGGCAAGAUAUUUGUGACGCAAGAGGUCGCCAUCACGCACGAGACGCGGUAUGGGUACGACGACCACCACAACCACGACGACGAGGACGGCCUGAGGCGCGGCACCACGCACAGUCGCACCGGCAGCGAGCUCGAGAUCAUCAGCGGCAAGGGGUCGCGGCUGAACGACCCCGGUCACUACCAGGACUCGUACAUUCUGUCCCAGGUCGACCCGCUGCGGUCGCCGUCCACGCGGGUGCAGACGAGCGCGAGGAGUGAUGGCAUCAGAGGGGGUUCUAGGAAAUGGAUCAAGAUCUGA